Molecule: messenger RNA, 6300 nt
Organism: Gregarina niphandrodes
Lineage: Eukaryota; Apicomplexa; Conoidasida; Eugregarinorida; Gregarinidae
Product: putative myosin
Exons: 3
Coding region: 1-6300 (2099 amino acids)
Biological process (GO): vesicle transport along actin filament; actin filament organization
Cellular component (GO): vesicle; actin cytoskeleton; myosin complex
Molecular function (GO): ATP binding; actin filament binding; microfilament motor activity
Source: RefSeq, a predicted model, not a curated record
AUGACUUUAUCACCAAUAUGCAAGAAGCGCUCCGCUCCAGGAGAAGAGGAGGAAGAUUGGCCCUCCGGUCCCAGCACCAAAUUCGAACCCGGCACCUCCGUCUGGGUCAAAGAAUCGCCCUUCGCGCUCGCGAAACUCAUUGGAACGCAGGGAAAAACCGCCGUCGCGGAAAUGACCGGCUCAGGCGAGCAACGCUCAAUGCCGUUAGAUAGUUUAGUUAGGGCCGAUGAGCGGUUCGAUCUUCCCGACUGCGCAGAGUUACGUUGUUUGAACUACCCGAAUGUGUUGGAGAACCUGUGUGUGCGAUUUGAUUUGGCUCGGCAGAGAGAGGAGUACCGGGGUCGGAUUUACACGUAUGCGGGUUGGACAUUGUUGUGCAUAAAUCCAUACUGUGCGGCACCUCGUUUGUACGGUGAGAAUGUGUGUGAACAAUACUUCAAGAAGCCAAUGGGUCGGGAGCCGCCGCACCCGUUUGCGGUAGCAAGUAGCGCCUUUGAGAAGUUGGUACUGGAUCGGCGUUCUCAAUACGUUUUGGUUUCGGGGGAGUCGGGUGGCGGGAAGACAGAGUGUUCGAAGCAUGUGUUGCGUUACCUGACUUGGGUUACGCGUCGGAAUCGGCGGCUGAGAGGGCGGUUAUCGUUGGACGGUCAGCGAAGUGAUGCAGCGGAGGGGUUGGCGGCCUUGUUGAUUGCGGCCAAUCCUGUUUUGGAGUUCUUUGGGAAUGCUAAGACGUUGAGAAACGACAAUAGCAGUCGUUUCGGAAAGCUGUUCAAAAUUUACUACGACACACAGGGCGAGCGCCUCAUGUCUGCGGAGCUGGAGACCUAUCUGUUAGCUAAAAGCCGGGUUGUCGACGUACCCAGCAACGAGGAAAACUACCACAUCUUCUACUCGCUGCUCAAUCAUGAUGACUACGGACCCGCCCUCUUCCAGCAGGAUCACGACACUUUCACAAGCACCUUCCUCGGCCGCGAAGACUCUAGUUACUACGGCGAACCCAACUGCCCGUUUCACCUCGAACGACUGAUUCACGCACUCAAUGAGUUUGAUGUACCUUCCAACACCCAACUCAAGAUUUACAAACUGCUAGUUGGCAUCCUGUACCUAGGCCAGGUCGAAUUUAUCCACGCUCCCUCGACCUCACCUGCCUACGCCUCAGCCCUUGGCUCCUCGACCCUUGGCGCCUCGGGCCUUGGAUCCACUCGCGCUGGCGGCGUGGGGGCCAAGCUCGGCAUUGGAGGGGAGCCGAUCAUCUCCCUUGUCGACCGCACCCCGAUGCAUAAAGCCAUGAGGCUCUGGGACAUGGACAACCCCGCGGAGGCGGCGGAUUUGUUGAUCGAAGUGCUGACCACCAAGAAGAUAAGAGAAACGACCAAACACCUGAACUGCAGAGAAGCACAUACACUACUCAGUUCACUGUGCAAGGGGCUUUACGAACACAUCUUCUCAUACGUCGUGCACAUGAUCAAAGACAAACUGUACCGGUCGUCGGUCGCAUUCGAUCAUUUUGGAGUCACCGAGGCCCAGAACCGGGGUGUUCAGAACCGGGGUGCUCUGGACAGGAGCGCUCAGGACAGGAGCGCCCAGGACAGGGGAGACUACGACUUGGGUCUCGAGCGUGAUCGGGCUGUCCAAGACGAGCAGCCGUGUGUGGGUGUGCUAGAUCUCUUUGGGUUUGAAAAUAUGGUCAAUGGAUUUGAGCAGUUGUGCAUUAACUACGCCAAUGAGGAAUUGCAGAGGCAGUUCCUGGACACGGUGAUCUUGAAUGAGAUUGAUAUCUACCGUGCGGAGGGCAUCGUUGAUGCGGAGGCAGUAGAUUGCUUCCAGAAUUACAAAGCUCCGUCUGCGCUGAGCUUGUUUGUGGGCCAACCCUCGGUGUUUUCGCUCUUGGAGGAUGCAUGCCAGUUGCAGCAGAGCGACGAGUAUUUUUGCCGCGGUGUUCGAGAACUGUUGGCGAGUGCCCACUCCAGCGGCACUGUCCAUAAGAAGCGAAAGAUGCCCGUUUGCGCCAGAGAUUCGUUCACUAUCAACCACUACGCAGAGCCUGUCACCUACGAGUCCCAGGGAUUCGUCCUGCGCAACCAAGACUACUUGUCUUCCGAUCUACAACAGUUCCUCGAACUGAACGACUUUAUCAAAUCACUGUUCACGCACUCUACUCUUCCCUUAGGCACCACUGGGGGUACUAUCGCCGCUGUAGCCCCCGCCACCGUGGGUAGUACUGCUGUGGGCAGUACUGGCGUCGGCUGUACUGCUGUGGGUGGUACUGGGAUGGGCAGCACUGGUAUUGGCAAUGCGAUCGUAAGUGGCCAUACAAUCGUAAAUGGCCCUCCCAGUCGUAUUGGGAAUAGAAAGUUCGUAGCAACAAUCAGCCAGACGUUCCAAAAACAAAUGAAGAGACUAAUGACAUCAAUGUCCCAGGUCGAAUGCUACUUUAUCAAGUGUAUUAAACCCAAUAACUUACAGAAGCCAUUUACCAUGGACCGAAACAAGGUACACUGGCAACUGGUAACUGCAGGCAUUGGACACAGUCUGAACGUUAUGUCCAUGGGCUACCCCUGUCGAAUGUCCUGCGCCAGCGUCUGGGAAAGGUUCAAACAUAUUUUGCAGCCUGGUAGCUUGGACUCCCCAAACGACUUUGCAGAACUGGUAUUGCGCUAUCUGGAUAUAGACGACUACAAAAUUGGAGCGAGCAGGGUAUUCUUCAAGUUCGGAGCCUACCAAAAAAUCGAGACUCUCCUCUUGAGCUUAACCACGGAGAACAAGAAAGCCGAUUUCAUCCAUAACAUACUAAAAUUCCGAAAAAGGUGGCUGCUGCAUAGAAUCUUCUCAGCUGGCUAUUGUGCUGUCCUAGUUAUGGAAAAGGUACAGCUAUUGCGGAGGAAAAAAAGAUGUUCAAAAAUCUCCAGGGAACUUAUUCUUUACUACAAUCAAGUGUAUUUGCCUCGCCGGCAGACGAAAGCUGUUGUCGUUAUUCAGCAGUGGCUCAUAGAUUCUGGGUUUAUACGCCUAUGGCAUCUUAGAAGGCUUCGAUCUAUCUUAUUACUCCAAUAUUGGUGGCGCGAUCGCGUACUCGAAAAUCGUUUGCGUGUGCUGCACACGAUUUUGGAGAAGAAAGCCGCUUGUAAAGUUAUCUAUUCUGUACUGCUUGGGUACAUGUAUCAAAGAAAUCGAACCAAUACAACCGAGAGGAUAGCAGCUGUGAUAAUCCAGAGCAGGAUAAGAGGGUAUAUAACGCGUAAACGCCUGGAGAAGCUGGCAAAAAUAUUCCAGAGUUCUGCCGCAAGAAAGAUACAGAGAUUACUUCGCAAGUUAGUUAGCUUGGAAACAGAUGAGCGUAAGCAGUUGCGGCGGCGAAUCAUUGAGACCCGGAGGCCAUGUUCGACGCCUGUGCGGGGGUCGACACCGCUGGCUCGGAGCGGGUUGACGCCGCUGGCCGCUGCUCGAACGCCGAUUAGAGAUGGUUCUCCCGAGUUCGGAACGUGCAGGAGUCGGCGGAUGGCCAUCCAAGCUGCAAAUGAGGAGUACCAGCGCACGAAGGAAUUUUGGGAGUUGAAGGCUGCUGAUGACCCCAACCAGAAGUCGGAGUACAUGCGGCGCAGGCGUUCGCUGUUCGCAGACACGUGUGCUGCGCCUCGGCUACCCCACGCAGCCAUUAGCAAGGUGCUCCGGGGCGAGAAGCCCGAGAUUUCGCGAGUCGCCAAUUCUCAGCCAAUAACGCCACUCAAGUUCCAACGAAGACACCAAAGAGAACUCAGUCUGUCGCAAGUAGUCCCUCAAAUCACUGAGCAGAUUGAGCUAAAAUGCCGAGAACUCUCAACGCAAAGAUUAAAUCGGGCUUCAUCCACUCACAGCAGGAGAGCGGCUCACAUAUCUAAUCAGCUGUUCACUCAAUCAUCCAACCAGCUGUCGGACCACCUAUCUAGCCAGCUAUCUAACCAGUUGUCGAACUGCUCGGAAGACUUCGGAUUUAUUGAUAAGCUCACAAGUCAUAGCUCAGUUAAUGGAGCUAGUCAGCCGUCCCUUCGACCGCAACUCAGCUCUAGGCCUCACAGCUCUGGUGUGCAGCCGAGUUUUUCGCGACCGGAUGGCGGUCAGGACAGGCCUUCGUCUUCGGCAAUGAAGCUGGGAGAACUGGCGGAUUUGCACGGACCGGCGGAACUGCAUAGACAGACGGAGCUUUAUAAACCAGCACCCGACCGUUUCUCUGUAUGCUCCGUGGCCUCUGUUCGGUCCGACUAUAGGGACCCGACCGCAGCGCGAGAAGAAGGUCCAGAGCGGAGGCGGCAGACCCGAGACUCCGUGCUGGACUCCGUGCGAGAGAUGACCCACAGCAUUGUGUCACGCAGGUCACUCAAGGAACGCGGUGACGAUGCACGACAGAGUAUGAACGACCCUGGACUACAGAACUCUGGACUACAGAACUCUGGACUACAGAACUCUGGAGCUGUUGCAUCGUUCGUCCCGUACCCGGACGUACCGUACCAUGACUCGUCGUACCACAUGAACGUGGAGGGGCAUGAGAACCGGUUUGAUGGGAGACGGUUGGGACCGAGUGAUUUGAAUGUAACGCCGGUCAGCGGUACUACGCCGGGGACAACGCCGAUGGUGCGGCAAUAUCAUGUCGACUCUUCAUCAAGCAGCCGCCAAAGUGGCUUCGGGGAGACUAAGAGGUGCAACGGCAGUAGUAGCGGGUCGUCGCCAGUUAGUCCGGGUAACGCCGGCUUCGAAACGGCGAGGGAAGAACCGGGAAAGCGCGGUUUCAAAAUGCCCUCGGCUUUCGUCGGCCUGAUCGCCAAGUUCCAGAGGUCCGGCAGUGAGCGCGAAAGCUGCUCAGAGGCCACUUCCCGCCAACAACCAGUCUGCGACCAAGCCAUGAGUCCACCCACAAAGGGACAUUUUAACGAGUACAGCAAGGAAAAAACCACUCAAGCCGAACGGACGAACGAACAGACGAACGAAUGGACGAACGAAUGGACGAGCGAAAUGGCUGACUCGUCCUUCUGGACCCUUCGAGAUAAACGCGCACGGACCGCGGUAUCCACUACUGCCGAUGACAAUGAUGAAAAACUCUAUGGGGGCGCAUCCAACAGGGACACGACUAAGAGGGUGACGGGCAACAGGGGCAUAGACAGCAAGGACGCAGUCAAUGGGGGGGCGGACGAGGACGGAAGCCGUGGCAGCAGCCAGCUGAGUAGCACUGGAUGUCGCUACUUUAGCGGCAGUGAUCACCUGGCGGAUGGAGCUGUGGUGGAGGGACCGCUGUUCGAUGGCGCUUCCGUUGCUGUUGCCAAGAACCGGUUUUCGUUUGGGAUGGAGGGGGAGAGGGGCUCUGAAGUGGACAAGUGGUUGGCGCACGACUCGUUGGGCACUAGCGGUGACGCUGGCAUGCUGGAAAAUUCAGACGGUUGGAGAGGCUUUGAAUCUGGUCGGGGUUGCAAGAAAGAAAGUCGUCUGGUUCCUGACUAUGUCCUGUCUCGCGACUGGGAGAAUGAGAUCGGUUUGGCUAGCCGAGUCGAAGCGGCCGGUGGUCUAGAUCGAGCUGGUCGAAGCGAGAUAUCGCUGAACGAUGAAGAACCCAUGGGUUUGGUAUCGGAGGCGAUCGAGGAAGAAAUCCGGAGUCGGCUAGAUUGUCUAUCGUCGAGUGCCACGUCCACGAACCUACGAAGCGGGCUCCCGACCACCGAUAAAAAGCCAGUAGACGGAAUGCCAGUGGGCGGAGUGCCAGCGGGUGGAAUUUCAAUGGGGGCAAUGUCGGCCGGCGGAGUGCCGGUUGGUGGUCGGAUUGGUGGUGGUUUGCCUUCGCCGUCGUCCUUUGGGGUCGACAAGUUGCCGGCUGUGCAAGAUGACUGGGGAUCGAACGCGGAUGUGAAGGGAAGGCCUUCCCGAGUACGGACGAGCAUUCGGGCCUGGCGGGCUGCGGAUGACGAGACCCCGAUGCUCCGAAGGAACGACUUGUCACAAGAGAUCAUCAUCACUAAAACAGAGUUGCCUUCUUCAAACGACGUUGCGACGCCGCUCUUUGGCAAGCCGCAACCCGGCGUGGUCAGAAAUGGGGGCGGCAAGAAGCAGUUCAGUCUUAACGCGGCCUUGCAGGACCUGGAAACCGUCCAGUUUGACAAGAACAAACAGCCUGCAGUUCGACUCCAAACGCUGCUCAGGAAGUCCAAGGAGAAUCUGAUAAGGCUGCCAAAGGCUUCCGGCGAAAGAAAAGGUAACUUUUGGCGGUCACUCACCUUUCUCUUUUUAGUGGUUCGAGCAUACAAGGACUCCAGGGGACUGGUAAGAUUACUGGACUGA